This is a messenger RNA of Phodopus roborovskii (desert hamster), 1003 nucleotides long. RefSeq names its product ZFP42 zinc finger protein (gene Zfp42). Gene Ontology annotation, molecular function: RNA polymerase II cis-regulatory region sequence-specific DNA binding; DNA-binding transcription factor activity, RNA polymerase II-specific. Gene Ontology annotation, biological process: regulation of transcription by RNA polymerase II. The record is from RefSeq and is a predicted model, not a curated record. Gene Ontology annotation, cellular component: transcription regulator complex; PcG protein complex. The coding region runs from base 1 to 996 and encodes 331 amino acids. The transcript has 2 exons. Lineage: Eukaryota; Metazoa; Chordata; Mammalia; Rodentia; Cricetidae.
AUGGCCAGGUGUGUCCUGAGGGUGACUCUUCUGGAUCAGCGCUGCCUGGAAGUGAUUAACAUUCCUCUUUCACGAAGGAAGCAGCCAAAACAACAUAAGCUAAUGAAGAAAAUAGCAAAGACAAGUGGCCAGAAAGGCCUGGGCAGAAAAGCCCUCAGAGCGAACCCAAAACAUGAGGAGGUGACUCAAGACACCAUCCAAGAGGAAGAUGUGUGCAGUGAGACAGGCCCCGAGACUCAGGAAGAUGACUUCCCAGAAGGUUACAUAGAGUGCAUCAUUAGAGGUGAGUUUUCUGAACCUAUUUUGGAAGAGGAUUUACUUUUUAAAUGUUUCGAAAACCUAGAGAAAGCCGAACAAGACCUUUCACGCCAGGUUCUUGGAACGAGUUCCCUUCUCGAAAGUUCUUUGGAAUAUGUGACUGAUGGGACAAAGCAGGAGAAAAGAGAGGCUAAGCAAGAACAGCCUCAAGAGUUUGUUGGAGCGAACUCAGCUCUUGAAUGUUCCGAGUACGUGACUAGCGAGAAGCUUCCUGUCGAAAAAAUAUCGUCGGAAAUUGAUUUAUCAGAUCAUAAGCAACCUGCGGGACCUACUGGAGAGAAACCGAAGGGUGGUGAACACUGUGCUCCACUGUCAAUGCUGAAGUGUCCUCAGACUGGGUGCACGAAGAAGCUGAGGAACAAAACUGCCCUAAGGAAGCACAUGCUUGUCCACGGGCCCCGUCUGCACGUGUGUGCUGAGUGUGGGAAAGCUUUUGUAGAGAGUUCGAAACUCAAGCGACAUUUUCUGGUUCAUAAUGGAGAGAAGCCAUUUCAGUGCACCUUCGAAGGGUGUGGAAAACGCUUCUCGCUCGACUUCAACUUGCGCACACAUACCCGCAUCCACACUGGUGAGAAGCGCUUUGCGUGCCCCUUUGACGGCUGCCAGAAGAGCUUUAUUCAGUCAAAUAACAUGAAAACUCACAUUCUAAUCCACACAAAGGCGGGGCAGAAACGCUGAAAAACCA